CUUAAAGUCUUAACCUUUUCUGCUUUUCCCCUAUGAAUCUGAUGCCGGGAGUUUGGAAAUUGGAGAUUCAUGUGGUUGCAUAUCCGCGUGCUCAUUUGCUGAUGCAGGUCUGCAAUGGGUCCGAAAUUCAACUUAAUUUACUAUUUUGCCUCUGGAUUCCAUGAGUGAGCCUCUGAGGAUGAGAAUAAGCCACGUUACAGGCGAUGGAAUAGGAGCGGAAAUGAACGAGAUGGAGAUAAAAGCAAGCACGCUAGGGUUUCUAAACAACCAAAUCUGGUUCAAUGUUACUGUGCCCCAUACCAGUGUAAGUAGUUUUCUGUGGGUGGAAAAAGAAGAGGUUGUCGUUUCUGCUUUCUUUUUUAUCCGGUUUAAUAAUCACAGGAAUAAAAAGAAAAAAAAGAUAGUAGCCCGUAUUACAGUACUUAUUGGAAAUUCUGAGGCUGCGGUGCAUCCUCGGAAUAAUAAAAGCAUAGUGUUCUGGUUGGGGGUUUAAGUAUCUGUUGUGUGGCUCUGGUUCUUCUGUUUGCCGUGGCUGACAUAUAUAGAAAGAACUAUAGAAGCAGCUGAGCUACUUCUGUGCGGACAUCUUCAGAUAUCUCUGUAUCACACCCGCCUCCUUUAUCUCACAUGAAUGUGCCCAAGAUCAUUGCAGUUCAGUGAUCCAUUACAAUUUUGUGUGUGUUGGUUGUAUUGUACGAUUGAGGGUUGGGAUUGGCUUGUCUUUGUAUUCUUGUUGCUUCCACACAUUUGAUCUUAUGUGGUGAUUGGAUUGGGUAAUUUCUGCUGUCAAAAGUAUUUGCUUUAUUUCACAUGAUUAUGGUACAAACUGAAGUAUGUUUUGUGGGUAUGAGAAAUCACGGAUUUCUUGAUUGUUUUGGUGUGCAUUGGGUUCAUGGAAUUAUACUUCCUUAACAAUGGAUGGUUCAUCUGAGUCUGAUUGGCAUAACUCAAAUAGUUCCAGAAAUCUGAGAUUGGUUCAUGGAAGCGCUGUGAGGUCAUCUACUAAUGCAUUGCCUGAUUCCAGGUUUAUCCCAGCAAGAAAGGGAAGAGUGAAAGCACUGUUGUCUCAUAUGAAUCAGCCUAGAGCCCACACUGAGUUUGUAAAGGGGGAGGUAGUGCCUAAUAGAGAUGGCAGGGUGGUUAGUUUGAGAAAGUUGUUGGACAAUCCAGAAAGAACAGUUGACUCUUUUGAAUGUUUGCACAUAUUCACUCAAAUUGUGGAGAUUGUUAAUGUGUCACAUUCUCAGGGAAUUGUCUUUCACAAUGUACGGCCCUCUUGCUUCAUUCUGUCCGCAUUCAACCGUAUUGCCUUUAUUGAAUCUGCAUCCUGCUUUAGUUCUACUCUUGGUUCACACGAAGAUAGGCUAAACAGCCAAGCAGCACAUUUUGAGGGUUCAAAUUCACCUUCGCCUCAUGACUCUGAACUUGAAGGAAAGAAAUCUGUAGCCCAAAGAUUGGAACAUCCGAGGAAUCCUACCAUUGCUUUCCCUAUAGUGACUGAAUCCGUUUUCCAACAGAAGAAACCAUGCCAAGCUAUUAACAGCCAGCAAAUCGAGGUGGAAGAGGAGGAGAACCAUUCUUUCCCCAUGAAACAAACAUUGCUUUUGGAAGCCAGUUGGUACACUAGCCCAGAAGAAGCUGCUGGUGCUCCAAGCUCUUGCGCCUCAGACAUUUAUCGACUUGGAGUCCUCCUCUUUGAGCUAUUCUGCACCUGCAGCUCACCAGAAGAGAAAAGUGUCACUAUGUCUAGUCUGAGACAUCGAGUCCUCCCUCCCCAGUUACUUUUGAAGUGGCCCAAAGAAGCUUCAUUUUGCUUGUGGUUGCUGCACCCCGAGCCCAGUGGUAGGCCAACUUUGGGUGACCUGUCACGAAGUGAGUUCCUUAAUGAUCCAAAAGAAUAUCUAGAAGACCGUGAAGCAGCAAAUGAGCUUAGAGAAAAAAUAGAUGAGCAUGAAAGGCUGUUGGAGUUUCUUUUGCUUAUGCAACAGAGAAAACAAGAGGCUGCACACAAUUUGAAUGAGACAGUAUCUUUUCUUUCUGCUGAUAUAGAAGAAGUUACAAAUAUGAAGACAACACUGCGGGUAAAGGAAGGAUCUGAUCUUGAAGCAGGUAAGGAUCCAGCUUCAAAUAGGAACAAUAAGGCUGAUGAUGAUGAUGGGAACACAGGAUCUAGAAAGCGAUUCAGGACAGGCAUUGGUCCCUGCUAUUCAGAUGAGUCUGGGGACCAUGCGAAUGAGUAUCAGAUUUCAAAGACAGUUGUUGAAGAUGAAGGAACUUUCCUCUCCAAAAAUUCCCGUUUGAUGAAGAAUUUCAAAAAUAUAGAGUCAGCUUAUUACAUGACAAGACGCAGAUGUGUAAAGCCGCUCGAUAAACCAUUGAGUAGACAUUCUCAAGUAGGUAGUGAUGGUAGGGUUUUAGCCGUAGCUACUGAUAGGAGUUCUGUCUGUAAUUUGUCAUCAAAGGGAAGCUACUAUAAUAAGGGAACACAGAGUGGAUGGAUUAAUUCGUUCCUAGAAGGCUUGUGCAAGUAUCUCUCUUUCAGUAAGUUAGAAGUGAAGGCAGACUUAAAGCAAGGGGAUCUUCUAAAUUCUUCAAAUCUUGUGUGCUCUCUGAGCUUCGACCGUGAUGGUGAUUUUUUUGCAAGUGCCGGUGUAAAUAGGAAAAUCAAGGUCUUUGAUUACAAUUCAAUCUUAAAUGAAGAUCAUGAUAUUCAUUAUCCUGUUGUCGAAAUGGCUAGCAAAUCAAAGCUAAGCAGUAUUUGUUGGAAUAGCUAUAUCAAAAGCCAAAUUGCUUCAAGUAACUUUGAAGGUUUAGUGCAGGUAUGGGAUGUUACAAGAAGCCAACUUUUCAUGGAAAUGAGAGAACACGAGAGGAGGGUCUGGUCCGUGGACUUCUCAGUAGCAGAUCCAACUAUGUUGGCUAGUGGCAGUGACGAUGGUUCAGUUAAACUGUGGAACAUCAAUCAGGCAAUUAUAUAUUUUUGAAUUUUGGGGAUGUCAUCUUUGAAACGAAGGUGGCAGUGUUGGAACCAUAAAAACAAAAGCAAAUGUGUGUUGUGUUCAGUUUCCUUUUGAUUCUGGUCAUUCCCUUGCAUUUGGUUCAGCAGAUCACAGGAUCUAUUACUAUGAUCUACGGAACUCUAAAGUGCCUUUAUGCACUCUAGUUGGGCACAACAAGACGAUAAGCUAUGUUAAGUUUAUUGAUUCAACAACACUUGUGUCUGCAUCAACAGAUAACACAAUAAAGCUUUGGGAUUUAUCAAUGUCCGCAUCUCGGACUAUUGAUUGCCCUCUUCAGUCAUAUACUGGACACACGAAUGUAAAGAACUUCGUUGGCCUAUCUGUAUCUGAUGGUUACAUUGCAACUGGUUCAGAAACAAAUGAGGUUUUUAUUUACCACAAAGCUUUUCCAAUGCCUGCAUUAUCAUCAAACAAGUUUACUAGCACGGACCCACUUUGUGGAGAUGCAAUGGAUGAUGCUUCACAGUUUAUCUCAUCUGUUUGCUGGCAUGGUAAGUCAUCCACCUUAGUUGCUGCAAAUUCAAUGGGUAAUAUGAAGAUUUUGGAGAUGGUUUAGUGCCACCAAUAAUCCCUGGAGGCGCAAGAACUACGUUGCAAGAUGGGCAGAGAUUGAUCGGGGCGGUAAAAAUGAAAAAAAAGGAAAUUUAAAUGCCUGCAAGCAGAGUUUUUGUGGCAUCUGAGGUGAAAUUUAUAGUAGGAACUGUGUGCUACAUCAACACAAAUGCAGUAAAAAUGAUUUUUGUAACUAGUCGAUAGUGGGAACCGCUAAUUUGGAUUUGAGAGAUUUUAGUCUUUUAGAUAACACUUAGGAGUGAUAAUGCUGAACAUGUAGUUUUUAGUCCCAUUUGGAAGAUUUUUUACUCGACUGGGAAUGGCUCAAUGAUGUGAGAUUAGUUCCAUUUUUAUUUGUACUAAGAUCAGUUCCCCUGCCAAAGGAUGUCCAAAAAUUGGUAUGACAGAUCAAAGGAAUUAUUGAUUCGUGGAUUGUCGAACCUUUAUUUAUAGUUUUUGAUCUAUAUUCCACAUGAGUUUAGUUAAUUCAAUA
This is a messenger RNA of Cuscuta epithymum, 4065 nucleotides long. The record is from the annotation of a GenBank genome assembly. NCBI's taxonomy places the organism in Eukaryota, Viridiplantae, Streptophyta, Magnoliopsida, Solanales, Convolvulaceae.